Messenger RNA from Malaya genurostris, 1170 nucleotides. Its product is annotated as putative gustatory receptor 28a. Bases 1 to 1170 code for a protein of 389 amino acids. Gene Ontology annotation, cellular component: membrane; dendrite; axon. Gene Ontology annotation, biological process: sensory perception of taste. NCBI's taxonomy places the organism in Eukaryota, Metazoa, Arthropoda, Insecta, Diptera, Culicidae. The record is from RefSeq and is a predicted model, not a curated record. The transcript has 7 exons.
AUGGCGAACAAUCUGAGAAUGAUUCCAAUCAUCUGGAAGUUUCCUAAAAACAACAUCUUCGAGUGCAUGGUUUUGCAUUACUUUUUCCUGAAAUUCAACGGAUACGCUUGCUUCACCAUCGUGGGAGCCAUCGAAACGGGAAAAACCCGUACGACCAUCUUCGACCGGGGCGUGUUCCUGUUCUUUCUGUUGCUGGCCAGUCUGCUGCUGGUCAGUAGCGUCUGGUUUGUCGAGGACGAAACCAACAUGUCGCCGCUGAUGGUCGUCGGAAGUAAAAUGAUGUGGAUUAUGUGCUACUGCUCAACGCUGUUCGGAAUCGUGUGGAACUUUAUCAAUCGGGAUAAAGUUUGGUCCCUCUAUACCCGGGUGUACAACGUGGAUCAGUUGCUACUGUCACUGGGGGCCAAUAUGCACUAUACCAGAACGUACCUAGCCAUGAUUGCGUUCUCGGUGACGGAUUUUAUUUUUCUGUCCGUGCUCAUAACUGGACACUUCUGGGGAAUGGAACUGAAAUGGUUAGCAUUUCUAACCUUCGGUUAUUCGAACGUAAGUCUAACGAUGUUGACGACAAUCUACUGCAUCGCCGGAAGUUUGAUCACAUUCCGUCUGGCGAAACUCAACAGUCUACUGAAAAAUAACAUGCUUAGCACGGAUACGUACAAAAUAACACAAGUUGCGGAGCGUGACUCAAUCCGCAUGGUUCAAAAGUACAUGCAAAUUUACGACCAGCUGUGCGAUUUAACAGACAUCGUAAACUUCUGCUACAGUGGGCAGAUUAUGAUUGCAAUCGCCGGAUCCUUCGUGUACUUGCUGUUCUUUUCGUUUGGAAUGAUUUUGUACAUCAAUCGGAACGAUCCGCUGCUCCAUUUUCCACCUUCCAUGCUGCUGUGGUGCGUAUUCUACAUGUGCAUCAUACUCUUCAUCGUGUUCAACGGAAGCUUUUUGAGGAAAGAGGGAAAGUACACAUCAAAUUUGAUCGACCAGGCAAUCAUUUCGACGAAUAAUUCCGAUCUAACCGAAAUGCUGCGCCUGUUCCUAAUGCAACUGGGUCAUAGAUCACCGGCUUUAACUUGCGGAUUGUUUCCAUUCGAUUGGACCCUUGUUUACUCGAUGAUGGCCACUUCCACUACCUAUCUGCUGAUUUUGAUACAGUUCGAAACUUCACGCUAG